Molecule: messenger RNA, 2033 nt
Organism: Lotus japonicus
Lineage: Eukaryota; Viridiplantae; Streptophyta; Magnoliopsida; Fabales; Fabaceae
Product: cation/calcium exchanger 2-like
Exons: 1
Coding region: 101-1849 (582 amino acids)
Biological process (GO): transmembrane transport; monoatomic cation transport
Cellular component (GO): membrane
Molecular function (GO): monoatomic cation transmembrane transporter activity
Source: RefSeq, a predicted model, not a curated record
CAUUGCUUUCCUUAAACAUCAAGUUAUCCUUUUUCAACUCACUUACUCGGUUCUUGAAACAGAGGUGUAAGAAUUUCUCACUUUCUCGCUCUCUCUCAAUAUGUCUAUCACAGUUCCUCUGUCCAAACACAAGGGUUACUACACCUUGUUCCUGAACACCUCCUUUCUCCUAUUGAUUUGUGCUUUCAUGAUUACUCACUUCCACACUGCAAAAAUUGAUGUGGUGGUGAGUAACAACUCCGGUUUUCAUGAUGGUAGCGAAAAAGAACAGGACUGCAAGAGCUUAGACAACAUAGCUGACUACAAAGCCCAGUGCUUGUACCUUAAAUCCCAUGACCCAUGUGUCUCUGAGGGAUAUAUUGAUUACCUUUACCUUUUCCAUUGCCAAUUUGGGAGAUUCCCUCUAUUGGGUUACACUCUUUUGUUUCUCUGGCUCCUUGUUCUGUUUUAUCUCUUGGCUAGUACAACUUCUGAGUAUUUUUGUCCUUCCCUGGAAAACCUCUCUAAAUUGCUGAGAUUGUCACCUACAAUUGCGGGAGUGACUCUUCUCUCUCUUGGAAAUGGUGCGCCUGAUGUUUUCUCCAGCCUUGUCUCUUUCCAGGGUACUGGGACCCAGAGCAUUGGCUUGAACAUGGUUCUUGGAGGGGUUUCUUUUGUUUCAUGUGUUGUGGUUGGAGUAGUGAGUAUUUCAAUAAGGCACAGGGGGGUUCAAGUUAUGAAAUAUGCUUUUGUAAGAGAUGUUUGUUUUCUUCUUAUGGUUCUCAUGUGCUUGUCAUGUGUUUUGAUUGCUGGUGAGAUUGAUGUUUUUGGAGCAAUUGGUUUUUGUUUGAUAUAUGGGGUGUAUGUGAUUGUGGUUUAUGUCUCUUCUACGCGAUGGAAGGAAGGUGGUGGUGGUGGUGAUGCCGAAAAUGGUUGUAUUUCAAGUUACGGUGAUGACUUGAGUUUUAGUGUCCCUCUUCUCAUAGAUGUGAAGGAAGGAUCUAUUGAUUGUGUUCAAAAUGUUAUUGAAGAGUAUGACCUGAAUUUUGAUAAGAGUUGUUGUCGCUUGAGAUCUUCGAUUUGUCGAAUAUUGCUUUAUGUUCUUGAGAUGCCCCUUUAUUUGCCAAGGAGAUUGACAAUUCCUGUUGUAUGUGAAGAGAAAUGGUCAAAGCUGUAUGCAGUUUCUUCAGUGGUAUUAGCACCACUUCUUUUGUGUGUUUUGUGGAACCCUCCCACAGGAAACAGUUUCUUCAGUACAAACCAUAUUGUUGUUUAUGGAAUUGCAUCCUUGGUUGGCCUUGUGUUUGGUGUAACUUCAUUUUUCGCAACCGAAAUGACACUGCCACCAAAGAGGUGCUUAUAUCCUUGGCUUGCAGGAGGGUUUGUAAUGAGUGUGGCAUGGAGUUACAUUAUAGCUCAGGAGCUAGUAGGAUUGUUGGUUUCAAUUGGGCACAUUUGCGGAAUUAGUCCUUCAAUACUAGGGUUAACAGUUCUUGCCUGGGGGAAUUCACUUGGGGAUUUGCUGACAAAUUUAACCAUGGCUCUAAAUGGAGGACAAGAGGGUGCUCAAAUAGCAAUAUCAGGUUGCUAUGCUGGUCCAAUCUUCAAUACUGUUGUUGGGUUAGGCUUGUCUCUUGUGGCUGCAACAUGGUCACAGUACCCACAAUCUGUUCUGAUCCCUAAAGAUCCAUUUCUUUGGGAGACUUUGGUGUUUUUGGUUGUUGGAUUGGUUUGGGCUCUUGUGGUUUUGAUUAAAAGAGAUAUGAAGCUUGAUGGAGUCUUGGGAGGAGGGCUUUUAGUUGUUUACGUUAUUUCUUUGUUUCUGAGGCUGAUUCAAGAACAAGAAUCUCUCCAAUCUUAUGACAUUUAGGCUUAGAUGCUUAGGAUUAUAAGAUGACAGAAGCAUUGAAUUUGUCAUCAGAUUAUUGUAACUAUAUUUGUGACUAUGGUGUAAAUUUGCUAGUGGUAUAAUUCUCACUGCUCUCUUUGUAAUUAGCUUCCCUAGGGCAUUGGCCUUUUCUGAACAUCCAUAUCAAUGAAUUGUAAUUGAAAUA